UCCUCCGACCCGAAGCCUGGAUGCUGCCCGCCCUCUCCCGCCCUUAAGACCGGAGCCUGGCACUCCCACUGCGCUCGAUCCGCCUCCCGGCCGAGCCCUGCCGCUUCCGGAGCCUGGGACUGGGCCCCGGGAUCAUGUGGUAUGUCAGCACUCGGGGGAUGGCCCCACGAAUUGACUUCGAGGGGGCGCUCUUCUCUGGCUAUGCUCCAGACGGGGGCCUCUACAUGCCUGAGGAGCUCCCACAGCUGGGCAGAGAGACCCUGCAUGAGUGGAGCACGCUCUCCUACCCCAGCUUGGUGAAGGAGCUGUGCAGCCUCUUCAUUGCACCUGAGCUCAUUCCUAGAGAUGACCUAAAUGAUCUGAUUGAUCGUGCCUUCAGCAGAUUCCGCCGCAGAGAGGUGGUGCAUCUGUCCAGGCUGAGGAACGGGCUGAACGUGCUGGAGCUGUGGCACGGGGUCACCUAUGCGUUUAAGGACCUGUCCCUGUGCUGCACAGCACAGCUCCUGCAGUACUUCCUGAAGAAGAGGAAGAGGCACAUCACCGUGGUUGUAGGAACUUCUGGGGACACAGGAAGUGCUGCCAUUGAGAGUGUUCAGGGGGCAAAAAAUGUGGACAUCAUUGUUCUGCUGCCCAAGGGUCACUGUACAAAGAUUCAGGAGCUCCAGAUGACAACAGUGCUAAGAGAGAACGUCCAUGUGUUCGGAGUGGAGGGUAACAGCGAUGAGCUGGAUGAGCCCAUCAAGACAGUGUUUGCUGACGUGGCCUUUGUCAAGAAGCACAACUUGAUGAGUCUGAAUUCAAUCAACUGGUCCCGGGUCCUUGUGCAAAUAGCCCACCACUUCUUUGCUUAUUUCCAGUGUGCGCCAUCCUUAGACAUGCACCCUCUGCCCCCUGUGGAGGUGGUUGUGCCAACGGGGGCUGCCGGUAACCUUGCAGCUGGGUGCAUCGCUCAGAAGAUGGGGCUGCCCAUUCACCUGGUCGUGGCAGUGAACAGCAAUGACAUCAUCCACAGGACCGUCCAAUGGGGAGACUUCUCUCUGUCCGAAGUGGUCAAACCAACCUUGGCGUCAGCCAUGGACAUUCAGGUUCCCUACAACAUGGAGAGGAUCUUCUGGCUGCUGUCUGGCUCUGACAGCCAGGUGAUAAGAGCCUUCAUGGAGCAGUUUGAAAGGACAAAAAGUGUGCGUCUACCCAAGGAGCUGCACAGCAAGCUUUCGGAGGCAGUAACCUCUCAGUCAGUGUCGGACGAGGCCAUCAUCCAGACGAUGGGCCGCUGCUGGCAGGAGAACCAGUACUUGUUGUGCCCUCACUCGGCCGUGGCCGUGAGCUGCCAUUACCAGCAGGUGGACAGGCAGCAACCCAGCCCUCCCCGCUGUUGUCUGGCUCCCGCCUCUGCAGCCAAGUUCCCAGAGGCCGUGCAGGCUGCUAGGCUGACCCUGGACACCCCGGCCGAGAUCCUCGCCCUGGAGCACAAGGAGGCACGCUGCACCCCAAUGCGGAAGGGCGACGACUGGACACGGAUGCUCCGGGACACGAUUGAGCACCUGAGCCAGCAGUGGCAGGGGCGCUUCCUGAAUCUCCCGUCAUAGCCCUGCUGGAGAUGGCUUCCUUUAGGCCUCAGACCCCGGGAGGUGUUCCCUGUGAGCCGCCCAUUGCACCUUCUCCCCAUUAAGGGUCUGUGCAGGAGGUUCUCGGGGGGCUGCUCCAGGGGUGGGGGUCUGGAGCCAGCGGGCGUGCUGUCUGAUGUUGCGCGGACCCCCUGGGAGGCGGGGAGGGCUCCUGCAGAUGUUGCGGGGGGUGCACGCCCGCCGCCGGGCGGUGCAGGAGCAUUGCUGCUGCCUGUGAAAGUUUCAGUUGUAAGAACGUGCCCGCCAGUGCAGGGGCACAAGAUUGAUCCUGGUCCAGGAAGACCCCACGUGCCAGGGAGCAGCAAAGCCCCGGCGCCAACUCCUGAGCCUGGGUGCCUGGAGCCCGUGCUGCACGAGAGAGACCGCCAUGGUGAGAAGGACUGCAAGGAAGAGGAGCCUCCGCUUGUAGCAACUAGAGAAGGCCCGAGCAAAGCAACAAAGGAUAAGUAAAUACAUACAUACAUAAAUAAAAAGUUGAAAAAGAAGUCGAGUUCAGGGUCAACCUUGACUCUAAGAUUUUGGACCCCAGGCCCUAAAACCUAAGCAGGUGGGGACCGCUGACUCCAUUAGUACAGGUCUGGCUUGAGUCUUAGUUUAUCUGGUCCCCAAAUCAGAUCAGAGGCCUUGGCCUGCCUUGUCAGAGGCUUUGUUGUUGUGUUUAGUGGAUAAGUUGUGUCCCACUCUUUGCAACCCCAUGGACUGUAGCCUGUCAGGCUCCUCCUGUCCAGGGGAUUCUCUAGACAAGAAUACUGGACUGGGUUGCUAUUUCCUUCUCCAAGGGAUCUUCCCAGCCCAGGGAUCGAACCUGUGUCUCCUGCAUUGGCAGGCGGAUUCUUACUAUCUGAGCCACUAGGGAAGCCCAACAUAUGUGUACUAAACUAUGUAUAAUUUCCCUGGUAGUCCAGUGGUUAAGACGCCAUGCUUCUAAUGCAGAGGUGCAGGUUCAAUCCCUGGUCGGGGAAGUUCAUAUAGUGUGGCAAAAAAAAAAAAAAAAAAAAAGAUAUAUAUGUAUAUAAACUACACAAACUGUGUGCUAAAAUAGACAUGAAGAAAUAAUAACAGCACUUACAUUUAUCUCUUCUCCCCCCUUUCCAGUGGAUUGCCUAUGGGCCUGUCUUUGGUAGUCAUGGUUGAGCACCAUGCCUGGUGUAUUCUGGAACCAGCAGGAACAGGGACAUAGCUCCCCUGUGAUUGCACAUCUACCAGAUACUGUGUAAUGACUCUCAAAGUGUGGUCCUUGGGUUUCCCCAAAAUGCAAAGUCCCAGCCCCCAUGGCACCCCACUCCAGUACUCUUGCCUGGAAAAUCCCAUGGACGGAGGAGCCUGGUAGGCUGCAGUCCAUGGGGU
This is a messenger RNA of Capra hircus (goat), 2975 nucleotides long. RefSeq names its product threonine synthase like 2 (gene THNSL2). Gene Ontology annotation, molecular function: pyridoxal phosphate binding. Gene Ontology annotation, biological process: 2-oxobutyrate biosynthetic process; dephosphorylation. The coding region runs from base 135 to 1589 and encodes 484 amino acids. The transcript is spliced from 9 exons. NCBI's taxonomy places the organism in Eukaryota, Metazoa, Chordata, Mammalia, Artiodactyla, Bovidae. The record is from RefSeq and is a predicted model, not a curated record.